GUAGUCCCGCGUCGCGCAUGAACCGGGACGUUCCCCAAAUUCUUCCAACUUCAACCUUUUGCGACAAGCACUCAAAAUUCUAACUCUCGCCCGGUGCCACCAGGCAGAUUAUACGAUCCUUAUGAUUCUAUUCUAUUAGACUUUAGCAGAGGGCAUAUGUCCCAGUCCACACAUUUUUCUCAAUUUCUCUGAAUUUCCUUUUCGUAUUCAAUCCGCCAUAAUCACAAAAUGGGUAUUUGCGCCUCCUGCCUCGGCCACCGGCGCCGCGAUUCCUACGAUGAAGAUGAUGUAUCCCGACUACUUUUCGACGACCCGAAUAAUCUCCAGUAUGGAAGCUUUGGCGAACAUAAUUUAAACGCUCAAGCUGACCCGCUUGAGUCGCAACGAGAAGUAGAAGCUCUGCAGAGGGUAGUAGCGCGGACGUCUAACAAUCUUGUCGACGUCUUUGAAAUCACCUCACAGGAGUCUCAGAGGACUCAGCCUGCUUUAUUCUCAGGGCAAGACGCCCGUUUAGCCCGGUACCAAAACAUAUUAUCCAAGCUUUCGCGAGAAGGCGAAACUCCCCCCACAGACAGUGCUUUCGGCGCCAUAGACUGGUUAUUAGACGAUGACGAUACUAUCGAGAUACAAGUCAAACCUCCCAGUAUCAAGGAUGAAGUAGGGGGCUUACUUGUGGGUACCUUUGGAGAUAUAAAUGCGACGCGGCUAUAAAGAGUGCUGGUUUUGAAUGGGUUAAUGACGCAAGUCUACCCAUACGGAUGCCCAUUUGACUCCGCCUAUUGAUAGCAGAAUACGAGCCGAUCAAAGACCGAUUUGGUAAUGGGUUUUUCUAUGACCUAGCCAAGAUUCGUGGGGGGUCUUAUUCUAGUCCGGUCUUGGGUUAUACAGCAGGGGAAAGCAAGAUUCACAUAC
Molecule: messenger RNA, 912 nt
Organism: Daldinia decipiens
Lineage: Eukaryota; Fungi; Ascomycota; Sordariomycetes; Xylariales; Hypoxylaceae
Product: late endosomal/lysosomal adaptor and MAPK and MTOR activator-domain-containing protein
Exons: 3
Coding region: 229-711 (160 amino acids)
Biological process (GO): cholesterol homeostasis; lysosome organization; cellular response to amino acid stimulus
Cellular component (GO): late endosome membrane; Ragulator complex; membrane raft
Source: RefSeq, a predicted model, not a curated record